Molecule: messenger RNA, 912 nt
Organism: Trypanosoma grayi
Lineage: Eukaryota; Euglenozoa; Kinetoplastea; Trypanosomatida; Trypanosomatidae
Product: cell cycle checkpoint protein
Exons: 1
Coding region: 1-912 (303 amino acids)
Biological process (GO): DNA repair; DNA damage checkpoint signaling
Cellular component (GO): checkpoint clamp complex
Source: RefSeq, a predicted model, not a curated record
AUGUCUGUCUACUGCCGAGUGGCCCACCCUCACCUUCUUCUUAAGGCCGUGGCCGUUCUCAACGUUGCGAAGGACUCGUGGGCAACUGUGGCCUUCACGGACACCGCCGUCGUACUACACGUGGAGGGGGUGGACCGGAGCAUCACCGCCACCGCGACGCUUCCAAAGGCGUUGUUCACAGAGUACUCUGCAUCGAAUGCGCGUUUCAUGGUGCACCUCACUUCCCUUCGCGACGCGCUGCUUCUCGGCGGACCUGCCCCCUUGGCGGCCGUCCGUCUCGCGCGCAUCGUCUUGGCCUACCCGAUGGGCGAUGCGAAACUCCUCGUUGAGCUGACGGACGGCGACUGCGUGCUGCAGUCUACCCUCGUCACACGGCCAGUGCUGGGCCGUCUGCUGGACCUCCGCUUCGGCGAUGCACGCGUGGUGAGCCAGGUGACGCUUCUAGGCAGUGCCGCGCGGGACGCGAUUGAAGAUUUGGUGGUGGCACAGUGCCCCCACGCGGCCGUUGUACUGGACCCCGAGGAAGGAGUGACGUUCCACGGCGACGGCGGACCGUACGGCACGGUUACAGUGCAGAUGCGGCGGGACACGGAUGUGAUUCUCUCGGCGCGCGGCGGGGGCAAGCACGCACAGACGCGAGUGCUGCGGUCACACCUUGCGUUAGCGUGUGGAGUGCGUUGCGGAGGCAAGACGUGGCGCGCAGCCGGCGCGGUUUAUGACGCCACGUUGGGACUGGCCGGACCCUGCAGCGGCGGCAGCGGCGUCCAGGCAGCAUCUGGUGGGUUUGAGCGCCUGUUACUCCAGAUCAACGAAGAGCGGCAGCUCGGUGUAGUGCACAUGCCACGGGACCACGACGUCGCGGUGGCCGUGACUGUCGUAAUUUCCCCCCAAAGUGGCCCGUACGAGGAAUGA